This is a messenger RNA of Megalobrama amblycephala (Wuchang bream), 2282 nucleotides long. RefSeq lists its product as uncharacterized. The transcript is spliced from 2 exons. NCBI's taxonomy places the organism in Eukaryota, Metazoa, Chordata, Actinopteri, Cypriniformes, Xenocyprididae. The record is from RefSeq and is a predicted model, not a curated record. The coding region runs from base 132 to 1955 and encodes 607 amino acids.
UAGGUCCGUUGCAGACACACCCUGGCCCUGCUGUAAACACCCUCCUCCUCCAUACUGUAUAAAUAAAAACACAAGAGAUGUGAAAGAUGCAGAGGCUCUUCCACUGAGGACUGUCCAUCUGAGGUUUUGCCAUGGGUGCCAUGAGGAAAGCUCUGCUCUUCUGCCUCUUCUUGGCGAGCGUCUCUUCUGUGAAAGACCAAAUUAACAAUAUUAAUGAAUUGAAAAAAUGUGGCUAUGGAAGUGCUAGUCCACGUCAUGGACUCCAGUUAUUGUUCUGGUUUGCCCAAAGAGUAGAUGUUGAUCAAAACAAUCAAUUCCAUUUGAAUUUUACUCCUAAUCAAAACGCCUAUGGAUUCCAUUAUUUUGGAAAUGGAGAGGAACUUCUUCCCCCUUUGAACCCUGGGCAGACUUACUAUUCUUUUGGUAAACUAAGUGGUCCUAGUGUCAAUACAUUCCCGAGGUAUGUGCUGAAUUAUUAUCUGCAGAGAUAUAACACCAUCACAGAGAAACAAGAAAGAAACAUGGACAGGCUUAUGGUCUCUUUGGACAAUAAGACAAAACGCAGGAUAUUCAGGGUGUUUAUUACAGCACAUAACCCUGGCUCGAAUGACUUUAAUCCUAAUGAGACUUAUGAGAUCAAUCUUGAGUUGAUCUUGCAGAUAAGAGAAUCCUAUUGCAAUGACAAUGUUAUUUUCAGAACAACACAACAUUAUGAUGAUGACGAUGAAGAAGAAGAGAAAAGAUGCCGUCAGUUUUUGACAGAAACAGGGUAUAGCAGCAACGUCUGUACAACACUGAACAAACGCCGAAUGAAACGCUCACCCUAUCCCCAGUGCAAUGCAUAUGAGGGAAUUAAACUAGAGAUUAAAACAACUACACAAGGUUAUGCAAAACUUAUAUGGGAGAAUAUACCUGCUGACAUAAUGAAAAACAAUAACUAUAUAUACAUUGAUAUUUGCCAAAACACUUAUUCCAGUGAUCCUAAUGAAGAUCCUACACAGGUCGGGAAAGAAUAUUUUGAUAUUCAUAAAUCAUCUGGGGCUUUAGACACUUCUGUCUCCCUGAAUGCUGGUCUCCAACCCCGACUGCGACUUUACACAUCAUAUAUUAGCAAUGCAUUAUUUUGGUAUGGACCAGAGUUUGAUGGAGCAAACAAAGUGAUCCCCACUAGAAUAAAAGGGCUUGACGCCAGCCUGCAACUCUAUGCUGGACACGGAAAAGCCUGUGCUCGACUCUACAUCGAGAAAACCUUCAGUAAAUGGGAGGAUGUUCUUUAUUAUUCGUGGGUUGGGUUCUACAAAAGUUCACAAGAUGAAAAUGAUGACUAUUACACAUAUCAAUAUGCCGUGAAGUUUCCAAAGAUUAAUAACUAUAUCACAGACAAUUAUGAUGUUUACCAGUACAAUUCCAGUUUGACUAUUGCUCCUGGAGUUCAAAUCCGCUUCUUGCUGGACAAAAAAUAUAACAAUGUUUUAGCACAAACUACGCCCUGGGAGAGAAAUCAACAAGUGACAUCAGUUUGUGACAAAGGGAAUCUUUGGCCUAAACCCUCAUCAACCUGGUCUGAUCCAGAAUUCUUUUAUGAACCAGAGUUCUAUGAUGCUAACAAUGUCCUCCCUAUAAAAAUACAGAUGUAUGAUGCCGGUCUGCAGCUCUUCACCAAAGACGGUAAAGCCUGUGCUCGGCUUUAUAUCAAGAAGACUUUCACAGACUGGGACACUACCUUCUACUACUCAUGGGUGGGGUUUUACACUAGUUCACAAGAAGCACAUAAAUAUUACAGCACAUAUCAAUAUGCUGUGAAUUUUGAAAAGAUGGGGGAUGGUACCGAAAAUUUUGAUGUUUAUCAGUUCAAAUCUGAAUUGGCUAUUGCACCCGGAGUACAGGUCCGUUUCCUGAUGGACAAGAGCUAUGAUAAAAAAUUAGUGGAAACUGAGCCCUGGAAGAGUGGAUAAAAACUCACUAUUAAUAAAUCAGAUUAUGACAUAUAUCAUUCUAACAGUCUGAGCUAAUCCAAUCUUAUAUGUUAUGAUUUGUAACAAUCUGCUAUCUGUGUCCUGAUAAGAAUGACAAUUAUUACAUUAUUCUAACAUUACACUGUUAAUCACAGAUCUCUCUAAUAUACUGUAUCUUAAUUUGUUAUUAACAAAAUAAUUAUUCUAAAUGAUGUAAAAUAUUAACAGUAAUCUUGCCAUUUACAUUAUUAUAAAAUAUUACAUUUUAUUGAACAGUAAUGUGACAUAGCCUUUCUUUGCUUGUUUUAUACAGCUUAUCUAUUAAAA